Messenger RNA from Theobroma cacao (cacao), 378 nucleotides. The record is from RefSeq and is a predicted model, not a curated record. NCBI's taxonomy places the organism in Eukaryota, Viridiplantae, Streptophyta, Magnoliopsida, Malvales, Malvaceae.
AUGUUUUGGAAUUGGAAUUGGGUGAAUCUAAUGCCCGAUGGACCUUACAAAAGCAUACUAGAUUAUGGGGAUGAAGAUGUAGGUUUUGAACAAGAUCGAUGUGUUGAUGCGAUCCGUUAUUGGUAUUGUUGUAUACAUCGGUACAAUGAUCAUGUCAAAUCCCAUAGAACUGUUAUUGAGCUUGAAGAAGAGAUGAACAAAGUAUUUGGCAUUUGCUGGCGGGUAUAUAAUACACUAUGGGAGUAUAUGAGUGUGACACUGUAUUCAAAAUCGUUGAAGGUUCAGGGAAAGACCUCUGAGGAGAUUCACAAGACCUUCAACAUCGAUAAUGAUUUCACCCCAGAGGAAGAAGAGGAGGUUAGGAGGGAGAAGAAGUGA